Molecule: messenger RNA, 1125 nt
Organism: Solanum verrucosum
Lineage: Eukaryota; Viridiplantae; Streptophyta; Magnoliopsida; Solanales; Solanaceae
Exons: 1
Coding region: 395-973 (192 amino acids)
Biological process (GO): mRNA catabolic process; negative regulation of translation
Cellular component (GO): CCR4-NOT complex; CCR4-NOT core complex; P-body
Source: RefSeq, a predicted model, not a curated record
GGGCAUGACAAACUUACCUCAGUUCUCAAUCGGCGCCGGCAGAGGUUUCGGAGGUUUUGGAGGAGUUGUGUCACCGUCGUCGUCAUCGUUGGCCGGUGACGGAGUUUCGGCUAAUAACGAUCGCAACAUGCAAUCGGCUGAACAGCUAGUGCUUGAUUUCAGCAAUCCUGAACUUGGUGAAAAUGCUCUUCUAGAGCUUUCUAACAAAAGGGAACUUUUCUAGGAUUUGGCCCCUUUAUUGUGGAACUCAUGUGCUACUAUCGCUGCUCUGCUACAGGAGAUAAUUUCUAUCUACCCUGUUUUGUCGCCUCCAACUCUGACUCCUGCACUAUCCAAUAGAGUUUGUAAUGCACUAGCACUUCUUCAGUGCGUAGCCUCUCACCCUGACACCAGAAUGUUGUUCCUCAAUGCACAUAUUCCUUUGUAUCUGUACCCCUUUCUUAAUACAACGAGCAAGUCAAGACCUUUUGAAUAUCUGAGACUUACAAGCUUAGGUGUCAUUGGUGCCCUUGUGAAGGUGGAUGACACUGCAGUUAUCAGUUUUCUUCUUUCAACAGAAGUAAUUCCGCUGUGCUUGCGCACGAUGGAGAUGGGGAGUGAAUUAUCGAAAACUGUUGCAACUUUCAUUGUGCAAAAAAUCCUUCUAGAUGAUGUGGGUCUGGAUUACAUCUGUACCACAGCGGAAAGGUUUUUUGCAGUUGCCCAAGUUCUAGGGAAUAUGGUCGGCACACUUGCUGAACAACCUUCGUCAAGAUUGCUGAAACACAUAAUUAGGUGCUAUCUUCGUUUGUCAGAUAAUUCAAGGGCAUGUGAUGCACUGAGAGGUUGUCUUCCCGAUAUACUUGGAGAUACCACCUUCCAAAGUUGUCUUCGUGACGAUCCAAUGACGAGGAGGUGGCUGCAACAACUGCUCCAUAGCGUUAAUGGGAAUCGGGUUGCUCUACAGGCUGGAGGAUUUGAUCAUAUGCUGUGAACUGAAUUUCAUACAAAUAGAACUUAAAUAAGACUUCCUAGUCUUCUGUUGUAGCACUUUAGAAUGCAUUUAUGCGCUCAUAUUUAUUUAUGUAGUCCAUUAUGUGAAUAAUUGUGAAGAUUAUUAUUAGGAGAUUAAGAAUAUUAUUGAAC